This is a messenger RNA of Melanotaenia boesemani (Boeseman's rainbowfish), 3057 nucleotides long. Its product is annotated as UDP-glucuronosyltransferase 2A2-like. The transcript is spliced from 2 exons. The record is from RefSeq and is a predicted model, not a curated record. Gene Ontology annotation, molecular function: UDP-glycosyltransferase activity. Bases 59 to 1657 code for a protein of 532 amino acids. Lineage: Eukaryota; Metazoa; Chordata; Actinopteri; Atheriniformes; Melanotaeniidae.
AUUGGAUCCCCCUUCGUUUGCAUUGAAAGUCUGAGAGAUUGAAGCUGCUGCUUUAGUGAUGGGUUCAUAUUCAACUGUGGCAUUCUUCCUGCUUUUUUCUGCGUCUCUGCCUUCCAGUGGUGAUGGUGGAAAGGUGUUAGUCUAUCCAGUGGAUGGGAGUCACUGGAUUAACAUGAAAAUCCUUCUGGAGGCCCUACAUUCUCAGGGUCAUCAAAUCACAGUGCUUCGCUCCUCCACCAGCUGGUACGUCUCUGAAUUUUCGCCCCUAUACACCUCCAUCACAGUUCCCCAGGAACAGUCCCAAAACAUAGAGAGCCAAGAGUUUAUGAAUACUUUCCUGAAAAGGUCUUUGGAGAUCAGACAAAAGCGAGGCUCUAUGUGGGCGUUUUUUGAGUUUUAUAGACACCUUUUCAAUUUGAUAGGAGAAAACCACCAGACUGUUGCAAAGCUGGUUGUCACCAUCUUUGAGAAUAAGACACUGAUUAGGGAGCUGAAGGAAACUGGGUAUGACCUCGUUUUGACAGAUCCAGCUUUUCCAGCUGGGGUACUUGUGGCACAUUAUCUCAAGCUUCCCUUGGUUUUCAACGUACGUUGGCUAUUCACCGGAGAGGCGCAUUUUGCCAUCGCUCCUUCUCCACUGUCCUACGUCCCUGCUUUGUUCUCCUAUUACUCUGACAAGAUGGACUUUUUUCAAAGGGCCAGUAACAUAAUUUAUCAAGGCAUGUUGGUUUACAUGUACCACUAUGUCUCCAAUCCUCCGUACCAGGCCUUGUGUGAUCGUUAUUUUGGAGGUAACAUCAGCACCAUGUCUCUAAUCCAAGAAACUGAUAUCUGGCUGAUGCGGGUUGACUUCACUUUUGAGUUUCCUCGUCCCACCAUGCCCAAUGUUGUCUACAUCGGAGGCUUCCAGGGUAAGCCUUCCAAGCCUCUUCCAUCAGAUUUAGAAGACUUUGUGCAGAGCUCUGGUGAACAUGGGGUGAUUGUCAUGACCCUGGGAACCCUGCUGAGUGACCUUGGCCCAGAAGUAUCGGAGACCAUUGCUUCAGCAUUUGCUAACCUCCCCCAGAAGGUUCUGUGGCGACAUCUUGGGAAAAGACCAGCCACUCUAGGAAACAACACCAUGCUGGUUGAUUGGUUGCCUCAAAAUGAUAUCCUUGGCCACCCUAAGACCAGGGCCUUUGUCACACAUGGGGGCACCAACGGCCUCUAUGAGGCCAUCUACCAUGCAGUGCCGGUUUUGGGUAUUCCUCUCAUCUUUGACCAAUAUGACAACAUAGUGCGUAUGAAGGCCCGUGGUGUUGCUGAAAUAGUUGAAGUGACAACAAUGGAUGUUGAGUCUCUGACAAGAGCUCUAAAAAAUAUUGUUGACCCAGAAAAGCCCUACAAGCAAAAUAUGAUCAAACUGUCACAGCUUCAUCAUGACAAACCAAUAAAACCCAUUGACAAUGCUGUUUUCUGGAUAGAGUACGUCAUGAGGCACAAGGGUGCAGCGCAUCUACGCACCGAGUCAUUUAAGCUGCCCUGGUACGCCUACUAUUGUCUAGAUGUGAUGGCAGUCUUUGUAGCAUGUGGUUUGUUAAUCAUUGUAUUAAUUUGUGUGUUCUGUAGAUGCCUCAUUAAAUCUUUGAUAAGGACAAAGAAGUCCAAGCUGGAAUAGAUCAAAUGAUGGUAACGUAGCUUUGGCUCUGUAGAAUGGAAAGAAGCCAAAUAACUAAAUUUACAGAGGAAGAGAAUCUUAGUUUUAGGGACCAAUAAAUAGGAUUAACAUGGCAAUGUUUUGAUGUAUCUUUUAACAAAACCGAUAAAGGAAAAUAAAAGAAUUUAGAAAAAGUUGAUUUUCACAUCCAGCUAAGUGAUUUAACUUGAAAUGAUUUCAUGAUUGUCAUGUUUUACUUUUCUGGUAACUUUUACACUAACUUGUUUAUCUGACUGUAAACAUUCUUAAGAUAAAAAAUAAAUAAAAACAAACUAUUUGGGCAUAACAACUGGAAUAAAUAAGAAAGACUUUUACAGAAGUACAUCCCAAGAAUUGCCACAAAUCCUGUUUCUUUGCAGUUUACCUUUACACAUAGUUAACAAGAAAAAAAUAUUUUAAACAUCUUAUAACCAAAACAUUGUUCCCAUCCCUAAACCAAAAUCUAAACUCGGUGGUAUUCACAGAGCUAUAUUUUAGGUAAAAGGACAACUUAGGGCACCAAUGACCAAAUAAAUAGUUCUUAUGUUCUUAUUAUAAUGCCAGUGCCUACUUUCAAUUUCUGGACUUUUUAAAUGUAUGAUGCACAAAACCAUCUAGAAGACUUCAUUUUGGAAACAUUAACUCUCCCUUCAGUCUCAGUGGGUGGACAGCUGUAGGAUAUGUGGGUCAAACACUAAGAACAAACACCUGAGUCUUCCUCAGUUUCUUCCAUUUAUGCAGCAAAGACCUGAAUCCUCCAUCUAUUACCCACCUGUCCAACGCCUAACACUUACAUGAAACCAUUUGGAAAGUAUGUUUGUGCUGAUCAUAUGUUGUUCACCGUUUAAUGAAAACUUGCUGCUGUGUGAUGUUUAUUUUUAUUAAACAUCCAGACAUUUGAUUUUCACUAAAACAAAACUGUGUUUAACUAAAAACACAAAACUGAAGAAAUCAAUCACUCACUACUUAAAAUAUCAAGAAUUAGAUGUAAAUGCACUACAUAAGGUACGAUUAAAGAAGAAAUAUAAAAAAAAUAAAAAAUAAAUAAAAGUAGACAAUCUACUAUCUGGCAAAUAAUUUACAAGUAGAAAACAUUUACAGCAAAUGCCAACUUGACUGGGUCAUAGUGUCCUGACAAGUUAAGAGCAAACUGCAUAGGUCAUCACAUAGUGAAAGACUUCUGGAAUAAUCUACUUCAGACUGAUGGGUCGGAAACUGGACGAAGCAGGAAACACGUCUGCUGACCAAAGGAAACAUUUCAGAAAGCAACCCUCUCAACAAAUUCGAAGUUCUGAGAUAUAAACUCAACUCAACUCAACUUUAUUUAUAUAGCCCUUUAAAACAACCACAGCUGAAAGAAAGUGCUCUACAUAAAUGGACAA